AUGGGCAAAAAGGAGUCUCUCGCCCUCAAGUCGGGCAACGAGGUUUACAAAUCGUACCGCAACAAUACUGACCAGAAAUGGAUUCGUGACCCUGGGCUGAGGAAGCUCAACAUGGGCCUUGCCUUCAUGUUCUCGUCGGCCGCAGCAAACGGAUUUGACGGAAGUCUCAUGAAUGGCCUUUUGAUCAUUCCGCAAUGUAAGUUUCGCCUUGUAAUAUGUUGCAAUCUCGGUGGACUUCCCACCUUUAUCCCAGCCGCAUAUGUUAGCGACUGGAUGGGCCGUCGAUUCACCAUCGCUCUGGGCUCAUCCAUCAUGGUUGCAGCUGCCAUCAUCCAGGCUGUAACCAACGGACCAUGGGCAUUCCUCGGUACCAAGAUCAUGCUCGGAGUUGGUCUUGGUUUUGCUCAAACUUCUGCUCCACCUCUGACCACCGAGAUUGCUCACCCGAGACAUCGCGCCAACGUUACGAACCUCUUCCAGGCCAUUUGGUUCUGGGGUGCCAUUCUUUCCGCCGUUGUCACCAUGGGAACACUCCACAUGAGUGGAAGCUGGAGUUGGAGACUCCCUGUUCUCUUCCAGGCUUUCUUCCCUGCCCUUCAACUGUGUGGUCUCUUCUUCGUCCCCGAGUCCCCGAGAUGGCUCAUCUCCAAGGGCCGACGCGAUGAGGCGUUCCACAUCUUGGCCAGGUACCAUGCCAACGGUGAUACCUCAGACGAGCUUGUCAACUUUGAGUUCAACGAGAUAUGCACUGCCAUUGAACAAGAGCGCGAGAUAGAGAAGCCCGGCAUCAUGUCCUUCUUCAAGACAAAGGGUAACCGUCAUCGGCUGCUGAUUUGCGUCUUGGUUGGAUUCAUGAUCCAGUGGGCUGGCAACGGCAUCGUGUCUUAUUAUCUCGCCCCCAUCUUGGAGAGCGUCGGCGUCACCGACUCACUCUCUCAGGCCGGAAUCAACCUCGGCCUUCAAGUCUGGAACGCCAUCCUCGCCGCACUAGGUGCAAUGGCUUGUGAGCGAUACGGCCGACGACCUCUAUGGCUUCUGUCUGCCAGUGGCAUGCUCUGCUCCUUCAUCGUCAUCACAGCCCUGUCGGCUGUCUUUGCCGAUCACGGAAGCAAGGCUGCUGGUAAUGCCGUCGUGCCUUUCCUGUUCAUCUUCUUCGGCUUCUACGUCAUUGCCUUUACUCCGCUAUCGAUUGCCUACCCAGUCGAGAUUCUGCCUUUCGACCUCCGAUCAAAGGGCUUGAGCAUCAACCUAAGCGUCGUCUUCGGAGCUGGCUUCUUCAACCAGUACGUGAACCCGAUUGCUCUCGACGCGAUCCAGUGGAAGUUCUACUUUGUCUACAUCGGAACUCUGACUGCGAUGUUGCCGACUAUCUGGUUCCUCUUCCCUGAAACAAAGGGAAGAACUUUGGAAGAGAUUGCUGUUGUCUUUGAUGGUCCCGGUGUCAAUCACUUGGAUGUUAGCGAUAGGGUGUUUGCUGGUGGCAAGUCUGUUGAUGCACAGAGCAUCGCCCCAAAGGCAGAACAUAUCUAA
This is a messenger RNA of Fusarium vanettenii 77-13-4, 1530 nucleotides long. RefSeq lists its product as uncharacterized. Gene Ontology annotation, cellular component: membrane. The coding region runs from base 1 to 1530 and encodes 509 amino acids. Gene Ontology annotation, biological process: transmembrane transport; carbohydrate transport. The record is from RefSeq and is a predicted model, not a curated record. Gene Ontology annotation, molecular function: carbohydrate:proton symporter activity. Lineage: Eukaryota; Fungi; Ascomycota; Sordariomycetes; Hypocreales; Nectriaceae. The transcript has 5 exons.